UGCAAUUUAAAAUCUCCAUUGAAAAUACUUUUCGUGCACAAUUUUUUAUCCAGCUCUUAUAAGUGAUAAAUAGAUAAAAUAAUUUUACAUUUAGACAACCCCGGCCCAUAUAUUAAACCAACAGGCGCGUUUUACCGACAAAAAAAUUAAUACUAGAAUAAGGAACGUGUAUAUUCAGGUACUAUAUUGGGCCAUUGGCUAUAAAUGAGGAUGCACACUCUGAAGCACAAGAAAUUAAACAAGAAGCAGAUCGAGAUAGAUAAACAGAAUUAAUAGGAAGCUAAGUCAUGAGCAACAGUGGUGAUGAGUGCUCUCAAUUGUUUGAGACAACAAGGGGCAGAGGAAGGUUCAUCUAUAGGCCCUUUGCAAUCUCAUUAUUUGUGGCUAUAUGCUUCAUCUGGGCUUAUAGAUUCACCCACAUAACAACAACCACUGAAGAAGAUACAGCAAAAUGUUGGGCAUGGCUUGGUUUGCUUGGAGCAGAUCUAUGGUUUGGCUUCUACUGGAUCCUCACCCAAUCUCUCAGAUGGAACCUUGUCUUCAGGCAACCCUUCAAUGCAAGACUCUCUCAAAGGUACGAGGAUGUGUUGCCGGCGGUGGACAUUUUUGUGUGCACGGCGGACCCAGAGAUUGAGCCGCCGAUGAUGGUGAUUAACACGGUGCUGUCUAUGAUGGCAUAUGAUUAUCCAGCUGAGAAGAUGAGUGUUUAUCUUUCAGAUGAUGCAGGGUCAGAAAUCACAUUCUAUGCUCUGCUAGAGGCGGCUAGCUUUGCAAAACAUUGGGUUCCUUUCUGCAAGAGAUUCAAAGUGGAGCCCAGAUCACCUGCUGCAUAUUUUAAUAGCAUUAUCUCAACUACUGCUUUCCCAAGUGAUGAUCACACUGAACAAGCCAAAGAGUUGGCAGAUAUAAAGAAAUUGUACGAAGAAAUGGAAAAUCGAAUUGAAGAUGCAACCAAGUUGAAUGAAGUACCUAAAGAAGCAAGUUUAAAGCAUAGCGGAUUUUCUCAGUGGGAUUCAUAUUCUUCUCGACGUGAUCAUGAUACAAUUCUUCAAAUACUACUUCAUAAAAACGACCCUAGUAACUCUAAAGAUGUUGAUGGGUUCGUUUUGCCAUCUUUGGUGUAUUUGGCUCGUGAAAAGAGGCCCCAAUUUCCUCACAACUUCAAAGCUGGAGCUAUGAAUUCAUUGCUGAGGGUGUCCUCCAAUAUUAGCAAGGGGAAAAUCAUUCUAAAUGUAGACUGUGACAUGUACUCAAACAAUUCACAAUCUGUGAGAGAUGCUCUCUGCAUUUUCAUGGAUGAAGAGAAAGGCCAUGAAAUUGCUUUUGUGCAGUUUCCCCAGAAUUUUGAUAAUGUCACCAAGAACGAUUUAUAUGGGAGUGCUCUACUACCAAUUAGCGAGGUGGAGUUCCAUGGUGUAGACGGUUAUGGAGGCCCUUUGUACAUAGGAACUGGCUGCUUUCACAAGAGAGACAGUUUCUGUGGGAUGAAGUUCAGUGAUGAAUACAGGAAUGACUGGAAGAGUGAAGAAAACCAGUUCAUAGAAGCAACCUUGAAAGAACUAGAAGAAAGAUCAAAGCCUUUUGCAAGUUGCACCUAUGAGCAAAACACACCAUGGGGAAAAGAGAUGGGUUUAAAAUAUGGGUGUCCAGUGGAAGAUGUGAUAACAGGAUUGUCCAUACAGUGCCAAGGAUGGAAAUCAGUGUACUACAACCCACCAAGGAAGGCUUUCUUGGGUGUGGCUCCUACCUCCUUGCUUCAAGUGCUGGUUCAGCACAAGAGAUGGUCUGAAGGACAGUUGCAAAUUUUGUUUUCGAAGUAUAGUCCUGCUUGGUAUGCUUUUGGAAGGAUCAGUUUGGGCCUCCAAAUGGGGUAUUGUACUUAUAACUUAUGGGCACCUAACUGUUUAGCAACACUGUAUUAUUCCAUUGUCCCUUCACUCUACCUCCUUAAAGGCAUUCCCUUGUUUCCAAAGAUGUCAAGCCUAUGGUUCAUUCCUUUCGCAUAUGGAAUAGUAGGGGAAACUACUUAUAGUCUGUUGGAGUUUAUAUUCUCUGGAGGAACAUUUCAAGGUUGGUGGAAUGACCUGAGAAUAUGGCUAUACAAGAGAACAAGCUGUUACCUAUUUGCCUGCAUUGACACCAUCUUAAAGCUUUUGGGGUUCUCAGACUCAGCCUUCACAAUCACAGCUAAGGUUUCAGAAGAAGAUGUUUCCAAGCGCCAUGAGAAAGAAAUCAUGGAGUUUGGAACCUCUUCUUCAAUGUUCACUUUAUUAGCAACCCUUGCACUGCUAAAUUUGUUUUGCUUUCUUAGUGUUUUGAAGGAUUCAGUCCUCAGUGAAGGCUACCUUGACAAAAUGGUAUUGCAAAUUAUGUUGUGUGGUUUUCUUGUUCUCAUCAAUUUGCCUCUAUACCAAGGUCUUUUUUUGAGGAAGGACAAAGGUAGAUUACCAAAGACUCUUGCCAUCAAAUCAACAGCAUUGGCUCUAGCAGUAUUUGCCUACUUCAGAUCUGCAUGACUAAAAGAAGAACCUGUAGUUUAAUUUUCUCUUUUAAUUGGAUGGGUAAUAUAUCAGGGACGAAAACUGCAAUUAAGCCUUUAUAAAUAAAGCUGAAGUCACGAGUUCGGUUUCAAAAUUAGAAAA
Molecule: messenger RNA, 2642 nt
Organism: Lotus japonicus
Lineage: Eukaryota; Viridiplantae; Streptophyta; Magnoliopsida; Fabales; Fabaceae
Product: cellulose synthase-like protein E1
Exons: 8
Coding region: 288-2516 (742 amino acids)
Biological process (GO): cellulose biosynthetic process; plant-type primary cell wall biogenesis
Cellular component (GO): plasma membrane; trans-Golgi network
Molecular function (GO): cellulose synthase (UDP-forming) activity; mannan synthase activity
Source: RefSeq, a predicted model, not a curated record